Messenger RNA from Hemisphaericaspora subhashii, 1368 nucleotides. RefSeq lists its product as uncharacterized. The coding region runs from base 1 to 1368 and encodes 455 amino acids. The transcript has 2 exons. NCBI's taxonomy places the organism in Eukaryota, Fungi, Ascomycota, Pichiomycetes, Serinales, Debaryomycetaceae. The record is from RefSeq and is a predicted model, not a curated record.
AUGAUCCAGCCAAGGGAAUUAUCAUGGAUUGAAUGUGCUAACAUCUUAGUACAACAUUCAGACUUAGAAGGCGAUGAAACUUAUAACUUCAACAAAUUCCUUCUUUAUGAACCACAACCAGGUCAAACUGUGAACGAUUAUCUUAAUCAAAUGAGAAUCUUGUUCAUGUCAAUUAUGGAUCACCAUAAUAAGAUGGUUACAUUGAAAGAGAAAGUUAAGGGAGCACUUCGUCGUGAUUUCCCAGCGUUAUUAGCACCUGAGAAAGAGAAUCUCAGACGUUUAUCAAGUCCUUCAUUUUACUUUACUUAUGUUUUCCAAGUGUUUGGACAUUUAACUUUCCCGGGUGAACCAAUCAAUCAGUCACUGUUUGACAUCCAUGCUCUCCAACGUUAUCCAACCAAAAGAUAUCCAAAGAGAGAUCAGAGAGAUAACUCACACAACAACCAACGGUAUUACAAACAGAACCAAGGGUAUUCCACAGAUCAACAUGGAUAUUCAAAGGGUAAUAAGAAAUCUCACUCAUUCAAGAAUCAGAAAUACCAGAACAAACCAAAUGGUCAACAAAAGUUCAACAAGGGAUAUUAUUAUCAUAGCAACAACAGAUACUAUAGAAUCAAAGGAGAAUGGGAUGGACAAACUCCAAGAUUUGAAAAGGUGACUUACAGAAGAGAAUCUGAUGACGGCACAACUAUCAACGUGAUUGAAGUUUUUGAACCAGUAAAUGAAGAAGAAGUCGAUGGAAAUACUGAAUCAGAAGAUGAAGGGGAAACUGGAAUCAACAUUAUGGAGAUUAAUGAUCGUUUUGAAGAAGUUGAUUCGAGUGAUGAAGAAUCUUCGACGGACUCAGAUGUCAAUUAUGAUGUGUAUGAGAUGGAUUCUGGUGCUGAGGCAAACUUUAUCGAUGAAGAAUUAUUAUGGUUAUAUCCUGGAUAUAAGAAGUUUGCACUUAAGAAACCUAUUAUUGCCAAAUCAGCGUUAAGAGGAACCCAGAAAGUUACAUUUGCUGCUAAGAUAAAUUUACCAAAACCAUUCAGAUGCACAUUGACAUUUUAUGUUUUACCGAAUCUAGAGAAGAUCAUUAUUGGAAAACCUACUUUGAGAAAAUGGAAAUACCAAACGACUGAAAACGGUGAUCAUUUAGACAUCGAGGGACGUCUGUUUACGAUUGCCAAUCUUGAAUUAGAAGAGAGUAACCUACAUAAACUACGCAAGAAUUUAGAAUCUGAUUUAUUAGCCAAUUUUCCACAGUUAUUUGCUACUGAACCACGACCACCCAAAGAAAGAACAUUCAAAUAUGAUAUCAGGACAACUGAUGAAAUACCUGUCUUAUCUCCAGCUUAUUUUGCUACUCCCGAAGAAAAGAAGUAA